Molecule: messenger RNA, 6065 nt
Organism: Bufo gargarizans (Asiatic toad)
Lineage: Eukaryota; Metazoa; Chordata; Amphibia; Anura; Bufonidae
Gene: GAB1
Product: GRB2 associated binding protein 1
Exons: 13
Coding region: 622-2859 (745 amino acids)
Source: RefSeq, a predicted model, not a curated record
AAAGAGGGAGAAGAAGGAGGGAGAAAGAGACAGAGAUUCACAGUUGGGGAAGGAAAAAAAAAAUGUGUAUCUCCCAUAAUCUAUCCCGUGUGAGGUGUGAAGAGGGGACAUAGCGCGGCUCCCCCCGUCCAGGAUAAUUGCACGGCUCUUCCUCCAUAGACCAGCCAAGGGGAGAGACCCGUCUACUGUUCUUCAGAAGGGGGAAACUUGUGGCCGAAGGAAGAAGACAAGGCGGAAGAGACCGACCGACCGCCUCCUGUCAGGGAAAGGGGCGCUGGAGAGGAGGGAGGGGAGCGAACGACUCCCGGACCCUGGGAAAAUACGAGAGGGGCUAAAAGUUUUCCUGAAGUUCCCCCGUGUGCCGCGGUGAGCGGGGCGGGAGGCUGCCGGAGCCCGGGUCCACCAGGAGGGGACACCCUGAGGAGAGCCAGGAUGAUGAGCUCCGGAGGAGCGGGCGGCGGCGGGGAGGUGGUGUGCUCCGGCUGGCUCCGGAAAUCGCCUCCCGAGAAAAAGUUAAAGCGCUUCCCCAAUUUUUUUCCUAUGUAAUUACUGUAUAUGCCAUAUGGAAAAACAACAGAAACAAAUAAUGGAACAAAGGAUCCAUGAAAAACGGACCGCAAAAUGCUGAAAAAGCCAUACGGUUGUGUGAAAGAGGCCUUAUUCUGGAGAAAACUACUUUUAUUCCACAUGGGAGCUGUGGUCCCAUCAUGGCAGGCAUGGAAGCGGAGGUGGUUUGUCCUUCGCAGUGGACGUUUGACAGGCGAUCCCGAUGUGCUAGAAUACUACAAGAAUGACCAUGCUAAGAAGCCUAUUCGUAUUAUUGACUUGAACCUUUGUGAGCAAGUUGAUGCUGGACUGGUUUUCCCCAAAAAAGAAUUUGAACAUAGUUAUAUUUUUGAUAUCAAAACAAUCGACCGAAUAUUUUAUUUAGUGGCCGAAAGUGAAGAGGAAAUGAAUCGGUGGGUUCGAAGCAUAUGUGAUAUCUGUGGAUUUAAUCCCACUGAAGAAGAUGUGAAACCUCCCAAUGUUCCUGCGCAAGCCCCCAUCGAGAUUCCUAUGACUGCAGGUUUAGAAGUCAACACUCACUCACACCAUGGUCAACUCCCCCAGCCCUACCAACUUCUCAACGUACCACCCUUAGAAUCUGCGAACAGCCACGAGGACCCUCCAGACUAUUUACUGCUAAUCAACUGCCAAAGCAAGAAACCAGAGCCAUCAAGACGUGGGUCGUCAUCUCUUGCAUCAGAGGAGGAUUAUCUACUUCUUGAAGAUUUUGAAAGCAAAAAGAUGUCACGGCAAUGUCACCCAGAAUCUGCAAAAUCGGUACCAUCUGAAACAGACUGCAAUGACAACGUUGCUACUCAUAAGAGCUCUUCAGCACACAAGCACACCUUGAAUGGAUAUUUCCAGCAAUCUAGUGUAUAUGACUCUCCAUCCCGUGCUGGAUCCUGCUCCGACUCUAGUAGUUUGUAUAACCUGCCAAGAAGCUAUUCCCAAGAUGUAUUACCAAAAGCAGUGUCUCCUUCUGGUACAGAUGUGGAUGGGGAUCAGAGUGUUUUUAAUAUGUCCGGAGCAUCCCUCUUGGAAUCCCAGCUAAGGCAUAUGUCCGUAAGCUAUGAUAUUCCUCCCAGCUCAGGAAGCACUUAUCAGAUACCCCGGACUGUACAUGAAAACUCUUUAGGGCAGUCUACAUCAAAGUUAGAGACUAUUGCAGACGUCCCUCCACCAAGACCACCAAAGCCUUAUUAUUCUUCUGAACGCUCCCCAGCAGAGCACAGUUUAACCCGCACUGCCUCAGAGACUGACAGCAACUACUGUGUCCCUACAGGAGGAAUGGGCACAUCUCGUAGUAAUACGGUUUCUAGUUUAGAAUUACAUAAAUAUAGGAAAGAUAUGAGCUCUCAGGAGUUGUAUGAUGUUCCACGUCCUUUCCCCAGCGAUAGAUCCAACUCACUUGAGGGCUUUCAUUUUAAAAGCAGAAGCAUCUUGACGAUGGGAAGUUACUCCACAGAGGAAUUAGAUGAAAACUAUGUUCCUAUGAACCCCAAUUCUCCUCCUCGGCAGCAUUCCAACAGCUGCACAGAACCUAUCCAAGAAACCAACUAUGUCCCCAUGACGCCAGGCACGUUUGAUUUCUCCGCAUUUGGGAUGCAAGUUCCACCUCCAGCUCACAUGGGGUUUAGAUCCAGUCCGCAGACCCCACCGAGGAGGUCUGUACCCUCCACGGACUGUGAGCCUCCACCUGUGGAUAGAAAUCUGAAACCUCACAGAAAAGGUCAAAGCCCUAAAAUUUUAAGACCUAAACCUCACGGUUUAGAGCGAACUGAUUCACAAACCAUAGGUGAAUUUCCCCGAAGAACCAAGGUAAAGCCAGCGCCGCUAGAAAUCAAGCCUCUCCCUGAGUGGGUAGAGUUACCUGUGCGCUCUCCAGUAACCAGAAGCUUUACACGAGAUUCUUCCAGGUUCCCUAUGCCUCCCAGACCAGACUCUGUUCAUAGCACAGCUUCAAGCAGUGACUCACAGGACAGUGAAGAAAACUACGUACCGAUGAACCCAAAUCUAUCCACAGACGUACCAUGCCUAUUUGAGAGCAACAGUCUUGAUGAAGGCAACAGCCCCAUGGUGAAACCAAAGGGUGACAAACAAGUGGAAUAUCUAGACUUGGAUCUCGACUCUGGCAAGUCAACCCCUCCAAGAAAAAAAAAGAGCACUGGGUCUGGGAGCAGCGCGGCAGAAGAGAAGGUGGAUUAUGUGGUUGUUGACAAGGAAAAAACCCUGGCACUGACAAAUACCAGGAAAGCAUGGACUGAUGAAAGACAGUCUACCGAAUCCGAAACCCCAACUAAGAGCGUCAAGUGAAUGUUUCUAGAGCCGAGAAUCGUAUUUCAUCCUGACACGCUAGCCAAGUUUUAUAUGGUGCAACAUUAUGUCAUCUGAAGUCAAUGGAACUUUUUAGAAACCUUUCAGAUGACUCUGUAAGACAAAGACUGAAUUGUGCACUGUGCAGUCUGUAUGUAAAUACACAAUGAUGGAGCAAGGACCAUGCGUUUGACACAUUUAGCCAUGUUUUGUAGUAUUACUAUGUUUUAUGCACUUUGUGUGUUUGAAACAAUGGUUCUUGUGGCUAACCCUUGUUUUGCCAUUAACACUGCUAAUGUCUCUAUUGCUUCUAUUUCAUAUACUAAUAUAACUAAAAGCUAUAUGAAACCUGAAACCGGGUGACAGGCAGACCCCCCCCCCCCCUUCCCCCCCAAUGCAUUGCAGUGCAUAGUAAAUGCAUAAUACAGGCCUUCUAUCAUCUUCCGUUUUUAUGCUUGUUUUAUGUUGACAUGAACAUUUGCUUGUCAAUUUUUUUUUAAUGUGUUUUGUUUUGUAUUGUAUAGUUCCAGAUUUCAGAUGAUGAUAUUGUCCAUACCUGCAGAAUCAUGUGCCCCCCCCCCAAAAAAAAAAAACCCUGUUUUUAUUAGCUAUCAUGAAUGUAAAAAAAUAUGUUUUAUCCAAUGUCAUUUUAUUUUGCCACCUCACAGUAAAUGAUGAGCUAUUGCUCUGUGUAGAAGCCAUAUAUUUAGUGGUAGACAGGAUGAGAUCAUCAUGGGAGGGCAGAAAAACCUUUAACGUAAUCAUGUUUUUUUUGUUUUGUGUUUCUUCUUUUUAAAGGAGUUGUUCACAUUUGCACAGCACACAUCUCUUCAUACAAGUCAUAGCCAAUAUUGAUGAACUGGCACUGACAGCCUACAAUUAAAGGAACGUUACAACCAGUAACAUCCAUGGACCGCUCACGCUGUGUAACCCCCCCCCCCCCCCCCCACAGAGCUGUAUGGAGCAGCAGCCUGCAUGCCUCACCACCAGACCCCACCUAUUCCUGUGAAUAGUUAUCAGUGUUACAGUCAAUAACACCUUUUCAAGUAUCAUUGGUGUUAUGUAUGAAAGUAGUGAUUGGGAGGGAAGCUGCAUUAUUUGGUGGUGGCGAAUGUUUUUGGCUACCAUUUUGAAAUCUGCCAUAUUGAAUUCAGCUCAGGUUUGAUAUAUCAGGUUUGAUAUAUCAGUCUUGGCUAGCAUUUAGUCCGAAACACACUGGAAGUUUCCGUUUUGACACGUCUUUAUCUGUUUGAGUUGUGAGGUGAACGUUGCCUAAAGUGUUUGUGUGUCCACCAUUCUGUCGGAUGCACAUGGUUAAAGGUCUAAUCUAGUUUUCUUAAACGCGAUAAAGAACCGCAGGAGCUACUUCACAGCACUGUAGGAUUUGCCAUUUCAUGUGAACCAUAUUGCACGAUUCCACCACCAAAUAAUCCAGCCUUUGCCCCCCAAUUAAUACUUUCUACAAAUGACACCAGUUAAAAGGGUGUCCAGAUUUUAGCCUCACCCUGUGUAUGUAUAUAUUUAUUCAGUCUCUUCAGAAUCUCUUGACUAUUCUGAUGCCAUUUUCUGUUCCGAUAUUAGUAUUUGGGGGCCUAUGUAUACUUGUAAUCUGUAUCUAUAAUAUGUAAAGCAGCUCUGAUUACAUUAUGGUAGUCUGUCAGUUAUGCGGAGCGUUUCUUCCAGUACAGUAAUGUAUUUUAAUUUACAUAGUCUAUGUCCGUUUGGUGGAGAUUCUGCAGGGUAGGAUCUUACACUGAGAAAUGGCAAAAUAAUUGACAUGAUAUGGGCUGUGCUCAUCACAUUUGGUGUCUGCAGUCAAGUUAUUUUUAAGUAGCAUUUUUUUAUGUGGAAUACAGAAGGCGGACUUUUAAUCAGGUACUUAGACGGCACAGCGGUGCUAAUGCAGUGAUCAGGUUGCUAGAGUGAAAUUGAAGCUUGUAAGAUAGUUCUGAUACUGUAAUGUUCUCUGGAGACAGCUGCCAUUAACUUUUCUAGCGCAAGUACUAUACUGUGAUUUGUGUUCAUAAGCCAAGUGUACAAUGUUUUAACACCACUGUGCCCUUUGCAUUGGCGGUUUUAAAUUAACACCUGCUUUGCCUUAUAUUUAAAUUUUCUAUGCAACUUGUUUUAUAUAAGCCCACUUAUUUACCGGUUUUUAACGUAUUAUUGAAUAAUUCCUAUCAUUUGCUGUGACCUCUUACCAGUUGAUGGCCUGGCACGCUUAAAAUAAAAGCAGUGUAAGGGCUUCAUGAAUGUCCUUUUAGAGUGUGGUGAUAAAUACCAUUUUCAAAUAAACCUGAUCUUUUAAAGGGACACUAUCACAAAGAAAUUAACAUCCGUGCGGCUUCCGCAGACUGAUACAGACCCAUUCAACUUGAAUGGGUCCAUGCUCCAUCCGCACCGCAAACAAAAUAGAACAUGCUCUAUUAAUUUGCAGUUUGGAGGCACGGAGAGAGCCCACGAAAGCACCCCGUAAUGCUUACGUGGGGUUCCGCACCGGACCUUCCGGAUAGCAGACCCAUUCAAGUGAAUGGGUCUGCAUCCGUGAUGCAGGGUGCACACAUAUUGCGGGCCGCAAUACGAGCAUGGCCGGGCAAUGGUCGUGUGCAUGAGCCCUAAAUGUAAGAUGGCUAGGAAGCUGUCUUGCAUUUAGAAGCGGUGGUGGCUCCGCCUCCAUUUAUAGGGAAUAUUAAGACUGGUGUCUAAAACGUCAAUCUUCAUAAAUGACCCCCUUACAUGUAUUUCUGAAGACUACCCCCUUUGUUUGCCAAAUCUUUUCUAACCGUUGGUGAUGAGCCGUUAUUUCGGGGUGAAGCCACAUCAGUCUGUAAAUUUUCCCUGCAAUGGAUGGGCAUAGGCCCUAAUAGGGUUUAUAGAGUGAUUGCUUACAGGAUUCAAUAGAGGCUGCAGCCUGGCAAGUGCAUUAACAUCAUCAGCUCCUCUCAUGUGAGCCCACAUCCGCUUUCUUCAUUGUGUUUCUUAUCUGAACUAUCAUUCUGUGCACUAGUGAUAAUGACUGCUGACAAAAGCUGGCCAUACAAAUUGAAUGUGUAUGGCCAAACAAUCCAGUGUCGACCAUCUACGCCAGGCAUCUUCAAACUGUGGCCCUCCAGCUGUUGCAAAACUACAACUCCCAGCUUGCCCGAACAGCCUACAGGUAUCAGCCUACAGCAGGGUAUUGUGGGAGUUGUAGUUUUACAACAGCU